AGCGCGCGUCGACGAUGGCCCGACGAUGCGUCCGCGGCCGUCCGCUCCGCCGCGUUUCGGCCGCGUCAUCGAAUCGGAUUUUUCGCGUCAAGGGACAACACCGGCAACGUUGACCGAGGUCGGUAUUCCGCCGCGACCUUAGAUCGGCCGUAGACGGACGAGGAGGUUCUCGCGCUAGCCCGUUGCGACUCUCGAGGCCGAUGUUCGAGCCACAAUGCGUUGGUUUAGGGCCAAUACCGAAGCCCCGAGAUUGCUCAGCCUGAGUCCUCUCCAAGCCGAGGAUCUGGACGGUGCGUCAUUCCACUUUCAUGCAGCAUCCCGACUCAGAGACAUGUCGCCGGUGCGGUGGGCGCGCCGGAAGUCCUCGAGUUCCGAAUCCGAGAGGAACUGCUACAACGUGCAGACAUCCGAGGUGACCACGGAAAGGACCGCCAGCAAAAAGGACAAGAAGAGAAUCCAGGAGGAACGAAGACGCGUGUGCGAGAAGAGACACCCGUUGCUGGAUCGCGUAAAAAAUACGAGACUAAGUUUCUUCAAGGAUAGAGAUUCGGAAGAGGAGGUGGAGCAGGUCGAGAGGACGCAAUUUCGUUCCAUGAACGAGCUGAGCCUGCGAGGAUUGAACAGGAACGAGGUCAGAAGAUCCCUCUGCGAGUCGGACCUGAAGCAAAUCAGCGAAGAGGAGAAGAUUCAAGCCAGGAGGAAACGAAGAUCGAAAUCCCAAACGAGACUAGCAGCCUCUUUGAAGAACGGCGAAGAGCGUUCCGGGUUCCUGAUGUUCCGGACCCCGGGUCAGCAAAAGUAUUGCACGGGGAGCGAAGAGGAGCUGGAGACCCCGAAACCUCGAAGAAGGUGGUGGAAAAGCAAGGACAUCCUGUCCGAGGCCGAGGGCACGCCGGAGGCCCAAAGGACUAUGAACGUCAUGGAGAUGUGCGACCCCGAAGUGUCCACCAAGGAGGGCUCCCAGUUCGACACCAUCACUCCGUCGAGUUGCCUGGCUGCCAAGUUUAGAGCGAUGCAGGACAGGUACUUGAAGAGCUCGACCAGCAGACUGAUAGCGAAGAUCUACAAGAAGGAUGGGAAGGACAGGGAAAAGAGGAGACUGCGAAGUUUCUCGUACGGGACGCUUCCUGGGCUGGAGGAACUAAGGACGAAUCCCCUCUUCGAGGAUCAGGAUCAAGACGACAACGACUCGGGGAUCUUGGACAACGAUUCCGCGACCAGUUCCCUGCUGGACGAUCGUUGCAGCAGCGGGGCAUCCGGACUGAUGACCAGUGGCCUAGGGGACGACUCUCCCCCGAGACUUCCGCCCAGAAGACCAUCUGCCCCGAUGACCGAUCCGGAAAGGUGCUCGCAGAACUGCACCAGUCUGGAGCAUGGGAGGAUCGAGGUCUUCCGUAACGACAGGAACGGCUCCGUGAAGUGUCUGCUCGCGCAGAAUGGGAGCUCGGGCAUCGACCGAGACCCCCCAGGGUCCGUCUUUCAGGCCGCUAACGCGGAACUGAUCCAGCGGCAGGGUGGAUUGGCCCCUGGGGAGAGAAGAGGACAGAGUCUGAAUCGCAAGGAGAUCGUCAAGAGGCUUCCCAGCAAGGAAAGCUGCCCUCUUCCCGUCGUCAGGAGCAGAUCCUACGGCACGGAGACGACGGUGGUGAAGCUCGUCAAGGAUCGUCCGGAUCAGUGUCUGGGGAUCUUCAUCGCGAAGACGCCGGAGUCCAGUCAUGGAUACCUGGUGGCACACGUAGUGCCGAAUGGACUGGCCGAUAGAGAGGGAACUCUGAAGAUCGGAGACGAAAUUCUCAUCGUAAAUGGCAAACGACUCAGAGGACUCGGCAUGGCCGAGGCCAGGAAGGUCCUGGGAGGUGGCAGUGGUCCCGGCGAGGUCGACAUCGUCAUCUCCAGAUACAUCAACGCGGAACAUCCGCGGAGGCUGAAGGAAAGCAGCGUGGACUACGAGAACAUCUGCGUAGAAAGUGGACACGGAGUGAUCGUGGAGACCACUACGUCACCCAGGUCCCAUUUCAGGAAACACCAGUCGAAGCAGCACCGGGAUAGAAAAAGCGACUCGUCCAGAUCCAUAUCCUCGGAGAAAUUUAACGCGACGAUCGACAGCACUUCUCAGAGUGUCUCGAACUUCUGUACUCUUCCGAGAAGGCCUCGCAACACGGUGUCCACCUUUCAGACCGUGGUCUUCGAAAAGGGACCCGGGAAGAAAUCCUUGGGAUUCACGAUAGUCGGCGGGAGGGACAGUCCCAAAGGAAGCAUCGGCAUCUUCAUCAAGUCGGUUCUACCUGGGGGUCAGGCUGCCGAAGAUGGCCGAUUGCGAGCCGGGGAUGAGAUCUUGGCAGUAAAUGGACAAGUCUCUCACGAUUUAGCUCACCGGGAAGCCGUGCAACUGUUUCGCAACAUCAAAAGCGGUCCUGUGGCCUUGCACAUAAGUCGGCGGGUCAAACAUCGAGAACCUCAAACAUUGAAGGCGAAGUCGUGCGCCGACCUUCUAUUGGGUGACUCCUGAACGAACUCUUCAGAGACUUCUCGACCGAUCUGUACAACAGACCAAGAAGAGAACGAAUCGAGGGACGUUCCUUGUACAUAUUGUAAAUGUGUAAAGAACCCACGCUAAUAAACGUGUUAUUUAAUAACUCGAA
This is a messenger RNA of Orussus abietinus, 2642 nucleotides long. RefSeq lists its product as uncharacterized. The record is from RefSeq and is a predicted model, not a curated record. Gene Ontology annotation, molecular function: protein binding. The transcript has 5 exons. The coding region runs from base 215 to 2509 and encodes 764 amino acids. NCBI's taxonomy places the organism in Eukaryota, Metazoa, Arthropoda, Insecta, Hymenoptera, Orussidae.